GGUACGAUGACCCGGCGGAAUGUCGAGCGGCUUCUAAGAGUCGCUGACCCCUCGGGUGGUAUGCCAGACAAGGAAGUUGACCUCCUGGACCCUCAUUUCCAAGCGCCGCCGGAUGGGUCGGAGCCGCUUGUGGAGGGGUCUCCGGUGCGAGUGUCGCCCGACUGUACUGUGAAGGAUGCCUAUCUGCUCAUGAAGGUCGCAGAGAGUGACGGUGUCCUCUACGUGACCGACAGGGGUAUCUUGCAAGG
Symbiodinium pilosum is the source of this 248-nucleotide messenger RNA. The record is from the annotation of a GenBank genome assembly. Lineage: Eukaryota; Dinophyceae; Suessiales; Symbiodiniaceae.